Molecule: messenger RNA, 1737 nt
Organism: Seminavis robusta
Lineage: Eukaryota; Bacillariophyta; Bacillariophyceae; Naviculales; Naviculaceae
Source: the annotation of a GenBank genome assembly
AUGUCCAUGUCUAGUCCUCAAAUUGGAGGUGGAGGAGGAAUUGGCUACAAUCGAGUUCCCACUACAGCUACAAGCGACGAUGUAGGCAGCCCUCCACGAGUCACUAUCCACGCUAGUAGUAGUGGGACCAGUACUCCUGUCAUUCGCAGCAGCAACAACAGCCAUGCUCCCAGCGAACACAGCGUGGCCGACGAUUCGAUGCAACAAUCAUUGCUUUUUGGGGCACCAGGAGGAGACGGCGAAGAACAACAAUCACCACCACAGCUUCACUGCUUGUUGGCGGCGGCUCUGGAAUCUUGGAAUCUCUUGUUUCCACACAUUCGUCGCAUGGGAAAUUUCCUAUUUGGAAUCACACUCUUGACCAUGCUUUUCGUGGUGCCCAUGGUCACAUACUCGGCCAUUGAAGAAAAUCGUGUCGAUGUCGCGGCGUUUGACUCUUCGGGGGUCAUGGUCUUGGGCACAUUGGUCUUGUCCUUUCGACUCGUCUAUCUGCACUUGUCACAUUGGUACAUGCCCGAAGUGCAAAAGUAUGUGGUAAGGAUCGUCUGGAUGGUGCCAUUGUACGCCGUACAGAGUUGGCUGUCGCUAAGAUUUCGGGAAGCACGCAUUUACAUUGAUGCCAUUCGAGAUUUGUACGAGGCAUUUGUAAUUGCUUCCUUUCUCUACUAUUUGAUUGAAUUAUUGGGAGGACAGCAAGCACUCGUACGAAUCCUCGAAAGUAAGGCAGAGACACAACCACACUUGGGAAAACACGCCUGGCCCUUGAAUCAGAUACUGCCGGAUUGGCAAUUGGGAACCGAGUUCAUGCUCCAGUGCAAACAUGGCGUCCUACAGUACGUCGUGGUCAAGACCGCCGCCACCAUUUUGACAUAUAUGUUUGAAACGGCAGGAUGCUACGGAGAAGGAGAGUUCCAUUGGAAUUCAGCCUAUCCCUACAUGGCAUUUCUACUCAACACGUCCGUCAUGUACGCACUCUACGUACUCGUCAUGCUCUUCCAUGCAGUUCACGGAGAAUUGCAGCAUCCCAUCAAUUGGAGACCACUGGGAAAGUUCCUAUGUGUAAAGGGAGUUGUUUUCUUCACAUGGUGGCAAGGCGUCAUUAUUUACUUUUUAAAGGCCAAGGGAUUCAUCAAAGAUACCGCGGGAUGGAGUGGAGAUGAAAUCUCCAAUGCCGUCAUUGACUACUGCAUCUGUACCGAAAUGGUAUUCUUUGCAGUCGCGCACAGCUAUACAUUUUCCUACAAGGAGUACCUGCCAUCCAGUAUCCCACCCGAACUGAGAAACUUGACAUUGAAUGCCAACAAUCAAGUGGGCCAUACCGGUCCGGGCAGUAGUAGCAACAGUAACAAUACCCCGACAUCGCAACCACUGCGAUUGCAAUCGCGAGAAUCCCUCGAAUCGCAACAUUCCGCCGUCACGGCAGAAACACGACAAAGUCAAGGGUUGAAUCCAACCUAUCGUCCACCGCAAGUAUUGGACCAACGCUGGAAAUUUUCCGACGGACUCAGGAGCAGUUUCUUUCCCGAGGAAACUAUUCAGGAUAUUCGGCGAAUGCGAAGUGGGGUCGCAACGACUGUACAAAGGACUAGUCUCAGUGGUUCUAUUAGCCUUGCGGAGCUGCAAACAGCAGGCGAGGAAGCAACACAGCUAGUAGAGCAGCAGCAAGACGAGUCUAAUGCAGACAUUGAAGAGCGACAGCCUCUAGCUAGACGAAAUAGCUCUGGAAGCAUCAUAUGA